CAUGUCCCGGCUGGGCAAUCCACACCUGGCAACUCCCCGAGUCUCCCAUCUCCACCAAGUCACUUCCUCUCCUCCCCUGUCUUUCGAUCUGAACCCUUCGCAUUGAUCGGGACAAAGUUCUUUUCACCUUCAAAUACUGCAAAGUUUGCCUUUAACCACACACUGCGAUUCAGCCCACCAUGGCGAGCGAGUUCCAGUCCGCCAUGACCAUCCGGUCGCUCCGCAUACUCAAGAAUGAGCUGGAGUUCCUCGCAGAUUCCGCCGUGAUCAAGCCCGAUCAGCUCAAUGCUAUCCUUGCACAACUGCCCACCGAGACCGACGCCCGCGCUGCGGCUGCGCGCCAGAACCAAACACCCCCUUCACCAUUGCAGGUUCAGCCCCUGCCUCAACCCGUUCAAGCGCAGCCUCCUCCCGCCCCAUAUUCGCCCCCGGUGACGCAGGCGUCCAAUCUCUCGUUGAACGAGAAGGCCCCUUCAUACAAUUCAUACGCCUCCCCGCCCCCGCAGGCACCACCUGCAUACCCUCAGGUCCCACCGUCUUUGGGUUUCGCCUCCGCGAUGUGGGCAUACACUCCAACUGACGCGGGUGACCUGGCGCUGGCGCAGAAUGAUCGUAUUGUUGUCCUCGAGCAUAUGAAUGAUGACUGGUGGCGUGGUCGCAAUGAGCGUACGGGCCAGGAGGGUAUCUUCCCAAAGAGCUAUGUGACCCCGAUCGAUAACAAGGGAGGCAUCACCUCGCCGCCCCCGCCUACCAACUAUGGAAAUAUGCCUUUGGCUGUUAGCCAGAGCGGAUCCGCGCCAAACACCAAUGAUCCGGAGCAGAAGAGCAAGUUUGAGCAGAAUGGCAAGAAAUUUGGCAAGAAAUUGGGCAAUGCAGCAAUUUUCGGUGCCGGUGCUACUGUUGGUUCCAACAUCGUGAACAGUAUUUUCUGA
Messenger RNA from Penicillium subrubescens, 932 nucleotides. Its product is annotated as SH3 domain-containing protein. Gene Ontology annotation, biological process: protein transport to vacuole involved in ubiquitin-dependent protein catabolic process via the multivesicular body sorting pathway. The coding region runs from base 180 to 932 and encodes 250 amino acids. NCBI's taxonomy places the organism in Eukaryota, Fungi, Ascomycota, Eurotiomycetes, Eurotiales, Aspergillaceae. Gene Ontology annotation, cellular component: ESCRT-0 complex. Gene Ontology annotation, molecular function: protein binding. The record is from RefSeq and is a predicted model, not a curated record. The transcript is spliced from 4 exons.